AUGUCCGACAGAGAAGCCUUGAAAAUCUUCUCCAGACAGCCAGUGUCCUCGGAAAUGAUCGACUUCUUGGCUGCCACCAUCAGCUCGAUCAUCCAGGUCAAAACCACCAAGCCCCAGUACAGCGUGGUGCCCUCAGGCUCCACCAACAUGUUGGUCAGCCCCGUCAAGAAGAACACCUCUUUGGUGUCGUUCAUCAAGACCUUGAUCAAGUACUCCAACGUCCAGACCCCCACCUUGAUGGCCACCGUCAUCUACCUCAACAAGUUGAGAAACAUCUUGCCUGCCAACGCCAUCGGCAUGGAGACCACCAGACACAGAAUCUUCUUGGCCUCGUUGAUUUUGAGCGCCAAGUCCUUGAACGACUCGUCGCCCUUGAACAAGCACUGGACCAAGUACACCGACGGCUUGUUGUCGCUCCAGGAGGUCAACAUGGCCGAAAGAGAGCUCGUGGGCCUCUUGAAGUGGAACAUCACCAUCAAGGAGGAAGAACUCAUCAUUGCAUUACAGCCUUUCUUGACCUCGAUCAAACAGUCGUUGGCAAGAAAGAUGGAGGACGAAUCCAACCAGAAAAUCUCCUACUACAGACUCUCCAACGCCUACAGCAACAGAUCUCUUGCAUCCCCGGUCUCGCCUGUCGGCAGCGCCAGCUUAUACCCCCCAUCGCCAUACUCGACCCACAGUAUGUCUCCUGCAUCAAGAUCGUCGUCUAGCAUGUCUAUAUCGUCGUACAAUUCGACGAUGUCCAACUCAUAUUCUUCAAAUUCGUUGAGGACGAACGCCACUUCUAAUUACAGCUUGUCGGCCUUGGCCCAAGAGGAAGAAGAGUACUUGAACUCCACCCCUACUAAGUCGAAAAGAAUGCCUUUGUCGGUAAAGUCAUCCAAUUCUUUAAACGUU
Messenger RNA from Suhomyces tanzawaensis NRRL Y-17324, 897 nucleotides. It is a transcript of the gene PCL2, whose product is annotated as cyclin. Gene Ontology annotation, biological process: regulation of cyclin-dependent protein serine/threonine kinase activity. The annotation marks the transcript as partial. The transcript has a single exon. Gene Ontology annotation, cellular component: nucleus; cyclin-dependent protein kinase holoenzyme complex. Gene Ontology annotation, molecular function: protein kinase binding; cyclin-dependent protein serine/threonine kinase regulator activity. The record is from RefSeq and is a predicted model, not a curated record. Lineage: Eukaryota; Fungi; Ascomycota; Pichiomycetes; Serinales; Debaryomycetaceae.